ACGCACAGCAGCGGUGUCCGAGCUGCGAAUGCUAAUACGGGAUAGGACCUAUACGAUUUAUACGCCGUUUUUACUUUUAGUUGAUUAAUGAACUUUUUGAAGAUCCCAGACACUGCCUCUUGGAACUUUUAUCUCUCGGUGAACUCAAAGGAUGUAUUACUGCUAAGUUAACACUUCAAAGAGAAGAGUUGGGACAAAUUUCCACCGAGAUGGGGGGAAAUUAUAACGUUUGGAUAUUUUUACCAAUUUUAUUCUUUGUCCAUAAUUGCGAAGGACUCCGCUGCAUGGAUAAAUACAGACCUUGUGACAAUGGAGGAACGUGCAUAGACUCACCCUCGCGAUGCAUAUGUCGGCCGGGGUACAUCGGGCCUCUGUGCCAAAGCCUGGACCCCUGUCACCGGUCGCCAUGUCUCAACGGAGCCGCCUGCAAGAGCCAGGUGGCCAACGGAAUCCCACAAUUCACCUGUGUGUGCCAGAGAGGGUUCAGAGGUCAAGACUGCUCCCUCAUAGACGCCUGUGCCACCAGCCCCUGUGCCAAUGGUGCCCGCUGUGCCAAUUGGAAUAACCACUACAACUGUUCCUGCCCGCCCGGGUUCCAGGGGAAGAACUGCCGCAACGAUAUCGAUGAGUGCCGCAAGCCUGGCGUCUGUCUCAACGCAGGCCUCUGCAUGAACACCCAUGGUUCCUUCCGCUGCCAGUGCCCACCUGGGUACAGCGGGCGCACCUGCGAGGUGUCCUCCCUGCCCUGCGCCCCCUCCCAGUGCAUCAACGGGGGCACCUGCCGCCCGACCGGAGAUCACACCUACGACUGUGCCUGCCUGCCAGGGUUCGAGGGACACAACUGUGAGACGAACGUGGACGACUGCCCAGGGCAUAAGUGUAUGAAUGGAGGCCUGUGUGUGGAUGGAGUCAACACCUAUAAUUGCCAGUGCCCACCUGAGUGGACAGGUCAGUACUGUGCAGAGGAUGUCAAUGAGUGCCUUAUGCAGCCCAAUGCCUGCCACAACGGAGGCACCUGUUUCAACACCAUCGGGGGGCACACCUGCGUGUGCGUCAACGGCUGGACAGGAGACGACUGCAGCGAGAACAUCGACGACUGUGCCACCGCCGUGUGCUUCAACGGAGCCACCUGCCACGACCGCGUGGCGUCCUUCUUCUGCGAAUGCCCUGUGGGGAAAACCGGUCUGCUUUGUCACCUGGACGACGCUUGCGUCAGCAACCCAUGUAACGAGGGCGCCGUGUGUGACACCAACCCCCUGAACGGGCGCGCCAUCUGCACCUGUCCCGCCGGCUUUGUGGGCGGAGCCUGCAACCAGGACAUGGACGAGUGUUCCAUUGGUGCCAACCCCUGUGAACACUUUGGGAAGUGUGUAAACACGGAGGGGUCCUUCCAGUGCCAGUGUGGCCGAGGCUACGCCGGCCCCCGCUGUGAGAUCGACAUCAACGAGUGUCUGUCCAUGCCCUGCCAGAACGAUGCCACCUGUCUGGACCGCAUCGGAGAGUUCACCUGCAUCUGCAUGCCAGGCUACAUGGGGACCUACUGUGAGGUGGAUGUGGAUGAGUGUGAGAGCAACCCUUGUGUGAACGACGGUAUCUGCCGGGACAUGGUCAAUGGAUUCACAUGCACCUGCCAGCCAGGGUUUACUGGCACCAUGUGUCAGAUCGACAUUGAUGAGUGCGCCAGCACGCCCUGCCAGAACGGAGCCAAGUGUUACGACCGGCCCAACGGAUACGAGUGCCGCUGUGCUGAAGGGUACGAGGGCACACUGUGCGAGAGCAACACCAACAACUGCCAGCCCGACCCGUGCCACCACGGCACCUGCGUGGACGGCAUCGCCAGCUACACUUGUAACUGCGAGGCGGGCUACACGGGCUACCGCUGCGAGAACCAGCUGAACGAGUGCCAUAGUAACCCCUGCCAGAACGGGGGCAAGUGUGUAGACCUGGUCAACAAGUACAUCUGCCAGUGUCAACACGGCACCUCAGGUACCAACUGUGAGAUUAACUUUGAUGACUGCGCCAGCAAACCAUGUGACUAUGGCAUCUGCAAGGACGGCAUCAACCGCUACGACUGCGUGUGCAAACCAGGCUUCACCGGCCCUCUGUGCAACGUGGAGAUGGACGAGUGCUCGUCCGGCCCCUGCAGAAACGGGGGUACGUGUGUGGACGAGGAGAACGGCUUCCACUGCCAGUGUCCCGAGGGCUUCCAGCCUCCCUACUGCUACUCCCAGGUGGACGAGUGUGGCAGCAACCCCUGUGUGCACGGCGCCUGCAGAGAUGACAUCAACGGCUACCGCUGUGACUGUGAGCCCGGCUGGGUGGGGAAGAACUGUGACCUAGACCGUAAUGACUGUCUGCCCAGCCCUUGUCAGAACGCUGGCACCUGCAUCGACCAGCUGAACGGAUUCACCUGCAAGUGUCGCCAGGGCUUCAGAGGUAACCUGUGCCAGGUAAACAUCAACGAGUGUUCGUCCAGUCCGUGUCUGAACCAGGGCACGUGUGUGGACGGCGUGGCCAGUUUCACCUGUCUGUGUGAGCUGCCUUACAGCGGGCCCACCUGUGCCGACGUGCUCACCCCCUGCUCCCCCAACCCCUGUGCCAACCAUGCCCUGUGCACCCACACACCUGACUACCUGGGCUACCAGUGCAACUGCCAGCAAGGAUGGCAAGGUCAGCUGUGCAACAUUGACGUGAACGAGUGCAUCGCCAACCCGUGUAAGAACCGUGGUACCUGCACCAACACACAGGGAGGGUUCGUGUGCACCUGCCGUGGCGGCUUCACCGGGCCCAGCUGUGAGACGGACAUCAACGACUGUGCCCCUAACCCGUGUCUGAGUAGGGGUUCCUGUACGGACGGUGUGAACUCGUUCCGCUGCAGCUGUCUGCCAGGCUUCACGGGGCCGCGCUGUGCCGUGGAGGUGAACGAGUGUCAGAGCGCCCCCUGUAAGAACGGAGGCACCUGCACAGACUACGUCAACAGCUACACCUGCACCUGCAGACCUGGCUUCACUGGCAUUAACUGUGAGACAAACAUCCCUGACUGCACUGAAAGCUCAUGCUUCAACGGCGGUACCUGUACAGACAAGAUCAACGGCUACUCCUGUACCUGCCGCUCAGGCUUCACAGGCUCCCACUGCCAGUAUGAGGUGAAUGAGUGUGACUCCCAGCCAUGCCUCAACGGAGGGGUCUGCCAGGACGCUCUGGAGUCCUUCCGCUGCUCCUGCCCCAAGGGAUACACAGGCAACCGCUGCCAGAUGCCAGUGGACUGGUGCAGACGAUCGUCUCCCUGUCAGAACGGAGGGCGCUGUCGUCAGAAGGACGCCUCCUUCUCCUGUGAGUGUCUGGGAGGCUGGUCUGGACGCUACUGUGACAUCCCUGGGGUUUCCUGUGAGGUGGCCGCGCUCAAGAGAGGCCUCCAGACAGACGAGCUGUGUCACCACGGAGGUCACUGUGUCAACACAGGCAACACCCACUACUGUAAGUGUCCAACAGACUACACAGACAGCUACUGUGAGAGCCAGGUGGACCACUGUGAGGACAAACCCUGUCGCAACGGCGCCACCUGCAGGGCCUACGUGGGAGGAUACCAGUGUGACUGUAUGCCAGGCUACACCGGAGAGAACUGUGAGAUGGAGGUCAAUGAGUGCCAGUCUCACCCGUGCCAGAACGGUGGAACCUGCAUUGACCUGGUGGGACACUACAUCUGCUCCUGCCCACCUGGCACCUUGGGUGUUCUGUGUGAGAUCAAUGAGGAUGACUGUGCUCCUCCUCUGAGGCUGCACGGGACUCCUCCUAAGUGUCUGAACAACGGUACCUGUGUGGACAGGGUGGGGGGCUACCGCUGUAACUGUCCUCCUGGCUUCACUGGAGAGAGGUGUGAGGGGGACAUCAACGAGUGUCACUCCAACCCCUGCAGCCCCACCAACAGUCUGGACUGCAUCCAGCUCCCCAACGACUACCAGUGUGUCUGCAAGCCCGGCUUCACAGGUCGUCGGUGCCAGAGCAGGUUCAGUGUGUGUGAGUCUCAGCCCUGUCAGAACGGAGGGGCCUGUUCUGUCUCCAGCAGCUCAGCCCUUGAAUACGCCUGUACCUGUCAGCUGGGCUAUGCUGGGAACAACUGUGAGAGGAGCAUGUCGUGCCGGGAGUUGUCCUGCUAUAAUGGAGGUAGCUGUGCUCUGACCACGCGGGGCGCCCGCUGUACCUGCCUGACUGGCUACGCCGGGCCCCAGUGCCAGCACCAUAGUAACGAGGGCUGCUCCUCCCAGCCGUGCCGCAACGGAGGCCUCUGCACCGAGGAGACCAGCUUCCCCUUCUUCCACUGCCAGUGUGUCCAAGGCUGGACGGGCAAGCGCUGCGAGCAGGGCAGCACUAGGCUGGCAGAGCCCCCUCCGCCGCCCAACUGCCCCCUGCCCGACUGCCACGGCAAGGCCAACGACGGUGUCUGCGACAAGGAGUGCAACACAUUCCUCUGCCGCUGGGACGGGGCCGACUGCUCGCUGGGGGUGAACCCGUGGGCGCGCUGCACCGACCCGCGCUGCUGGCGUGUCUUCAACAACAGCCAGUGUGACGAGGCGUGCAACAAUGCUGACUGCCUCUACGACAACUUUGACUGCAAGAACAAGGAGAAAAUCUGCAAUCCCAUCUACAAGACGUACUGUAUCGACCACUACGCUGACGGUCGCUGUGACCAGGGCUGUAACUCAGAGGAGUGUGGCUGGGACGGUCUGGACUGUGCAGAGAAGGUUCCAGAGGACCUGGCUGACGGGGUGCUGGUCCUGGUGGUCCUGCUACCCCCGGAGGAGCUAGUACGUACGGGCCCCGCCUUCCUGCAGAAGCUCAGCGCCAUCCUGAGAACCACCCUGCGCUUCCGCCUGGACCAAAACGGAGAGGCCAUGAUCCGGCCCUACAUCCGGAGAGAGGCGCGCCUCAAACGAGAGCUGCAGCCCCACCAGGAGGUCAUUGGGUCCAUAGUGUACCUGGAGAUAGACAACCGUCUGUGUUCCCAGAGCUCUGAUGACUGUUUCCCGUCGGCAAACAGUGCAGCAGACUACCUGGGAGCCCUGUCAGCCGUGAAGAUGCUCAACUUCCCAUACCAAAUCAAAGAAGUCCGCGGUGAGAAGUUCCCAGAAGUUAUAGACAUGCCAGAGUGGGGCAAACUGAUGCUGGUGGGCGUGGCAGCCCUGUUCCUAUUGGUCAUCCUGGUGGUGGGCGUGCUGAUCGCCCGCAGGAAGAGAGAACACAGCACCCUGUGGUUCCCCGAGGGCUUUUUCCCCAAGAAGGAACCCAGCAGCAACAAGAACCGCAGGGAACCCUUGGGCCAGGAUGCACUGGGCAUGAAACACAUGCCCAAGACGGUGGAGGAGUCUCUGCUUGGCGACCACAGUGACUCGUGGAUUGACACAGACUGCCCUGAGGCCAAGAGACUGAAGGUUGAGGAGCCCAGCAUCCUGUCAGACAGUGAAGACACUGUAGACUGUAGACAGUGGACCCAGCACCACCUAGCGGCUGCAGACAUCCGUAUGCCCCCCUCCAUGGCCCUCACCCCGCCCCAGGGAGAGUUCGACCAGGACUGCAUGGACGUCAACGUCCGAGGACCUGACGGUUUCACCCCUCUGAUGCUGGCGUCGUUCUGCGGAGGCGGUCUGGAGCCCGAGCUCCCCGAGGAGGAGGAGUCAGAGGAGUGUUCCGCCAACAUAAUCUCUGACCUCAUCUACCAGGGCGCCACAUUGGCCGCCCAGACGGACCGCACCGGAGAGACCGCCCUUCAUCUGGCUGCCCGCUACGCCCGCGCUGACGCUGCCAAGCGGCUGUUGGACGCCGGGGCCGACGCCAAUGCACAGGACAACACAGGACGCACGCCGCUACACGCUGCCGUGGCCGCCGAUGCCCAGGGGGUGUUCCAGAUUCUGAUCAGGACCCGGGCCACAGACCUGGACUCUCGUAUGUACGACGGCUCCACCGCCCUGAUCCUGGCUGCCCGCCUGGCUGUAGAGGGCAUGGUGGAGGAACUCAUCACCUGUCACGCAGACAUCAACGCUGUCGACGAACUGGGUAAAUCUGCUCUGCACUGGGCAGCUGCUGUCAACAACGUGGAGGCCACCAUGGCCCUGCUGAAGAACGGAGCCAACAAAGACAUGCAGGACCUCAAGGAGGAGACUCCUCUCUUCCUGGCGGCGCGUGAGGGUAGUUGUGAGGCAGUCAAGAUCCUCCUGGCCCACUUCGCCAACAGGGAGAUAACCGACCAUAUGGACCGUCUGCCUCGGGACAUCGCCCAGGAUCGAAUGCACCAUGACAUUGUUCAGCUGUUGGAUGAGUACAACACAGUGAGGAGCCCCCAGGGCCACGGAGGGGCCCCACACCACCUGGCCGGGACACACACCUUGUCCCCCCUCAUGUGUCCCCCCAGUGCCUUCAUGCCCGGCCUGAAGAACACCCCCCAGGGGAAGAAGAGUCGCCGCCCCGGGGCCAAGGGUUCAGGUCUGGGAGGGCAGCAUGCCCAGAACCUCAAGGAUUCAGCUAAGGCCCGCAACAAGAAGCUGACCCUGGACAUGCAGAGCGCCCUGCUGGAGAGCUCUGUCACCCUGUCCCCGUCGACUCCUGGACUCCCCCGCGGAGGGGCCAACAAUGCCGGCUACAUCACCAACCCCUGCUCCCCGGUGGCCAUGCCCUCCUCUGGGCUCUUCCACUCCUCCAUGUCAGUGCCCAGCACUCCCAUGGUGCAUAGCAGCAUGAUGGACGGCUCUGGCCCCUUCGCUGUGUCUCUGGCCCAGCUCAACGACCUGGGAGAUGGAGGCAUGUCCAUGCAGGGCCGCGUGUCCAUGGCCAGCCAGGUCAACCAGGGCCCCCACGGCUACGUGCUCAACGCCGCCAGCUGGGGGCUCAACAUGGGCCUGGUGAGCCCUGUCAGCGUGCCCUUCGACUGGCACAGCCGCAUGCCCCCCUCCUCCCAGUGCGGGGGACAGGUGGUGAACCUGGUCCACAGCAGCCAGGCGGGCAUGCACCCUCAGAGCCCCAUGCAGCAGCAGCAGAACAGCCUCAUGAUGCAGCAGCACCAGCAGCACCUGUACCGCAGCGCCCAGCAGGCCAUGCUGCAGCCCACGCCUGUCAUCGCCAGCACGCCCAUCUCCCUCAGCCCUGUCAAGCUGCCCUCCAUCGCAGAGCAGCAGCAGCAGCUCCACAACCACUCCAUGGCCAGCCAGCAGAGCCUCCGCAUGGGCACCUCCUCCCCACCCACCCCCCAGACGACACAGCCCCCUCCAGCCUUCUUCCAGCAGCAGCAGCCCCCCGGGCAGCAGCAGCCUCCUCAGCCCCAGCCAGCCCCUCAGCCCACCUCUCCCCAGGCCUCCCAGGCCCCUCCUCCCCAGGCCAGUGGCAGCACUGCAGGCUUGGAGGACUACCCCACCCCGCCCUCCCAGCACAGCUACUCCUCCGCCCUGGAUGCCACCCCCAAGCAUUACCUCCGCCUGCCCAGCGAGCAUCCCUACCUAACCCCCUCCCCAGAGUCGCCCGAGCCCUGGUCCAGCCCCUCCCCCCACUGUGUGUCUGAUUGGUCAGACUCCACCCCCAGCCCGGCGGUGGCCGGUCCUGCCCAAACCCAGAUCCCCCAUGUCCAGGAGUCCAACGGCAAGAUGCAGGUGUUUGCAUGAACCCCCAAGGCACCUGGUUAACACAUGGUUAACAGAGACCUGCCUGGGGGAGAGGAGAGAGGAGACGACUGGCUGUAAAGGCCUGUGUGUCUCGAGUUUAUGUGUCAGCCUGGUUCCAAGAUUUUCAUUGGAUUUGGAUUGACUGUGUUUUUUGCAGAGAAAGAGUCAAGGGAAAUGUGUGUUGUCUGGAUAUGAAAGAGCAGACAAUUUAAUGAAGUAAGACUUAUUCUGUCACAGAUGGACUUGUUUUUUUAUUAUUAUAAAAAGUAUAUGAAGAAAACAAAGUCUUUCAUUUCAAAGACUUAGGGACGCUCUCCUGAAAAACUAACAAACUUUUUAAAAAGUAGAUAAAAGAAAGAAAAAAGAAAAAAUGUUGAAGGGAAUUCCUUUAUUUUUAUUUAUUGUUUUUUUGUGUUUCUCAGAACUGCCUUUUCAGGUGUUUUCUCAGUCUCUUUCUGUCCUGCCCUCUCACACAGUGUUUCACACUCACCUGUUACAUGGAACACGGCUUGGGCUCACCUGAGGCCAGUGGUGUUACAAGGAAAACUACUAGUGAUUCACUCACUCACUCCCCACCACCACCAGUGUCUAACACACCGUAGGCAGAUCAACAUGGGGUUCAGACAGAAAGAGGAAGAGGUCUCGCCUCUCUUGACUGAUGUUAUUUAUUUAGGCCAACAGGUAAAACGAUCAGAUUGGCUUGGGAACAAAUAUGUAGUCUUUUAAGUUGGCUGUCAUUAGUGAUAUUAUGUUCUGAUUUGAUGAACUAGGGAAAAAAGAACUGAUUACAUUCUGUAGAAGUAUUAUUUGUAAGAAUGUAGAAUGAUGGGCGUCUCUGAAGCACUUCACGGGACAAAGCGUUUGGAGGGAGGGUGAUCGUGAGAUGGGGUUCUGACAUUGCAAUGAAGCACUCUGCUUAUCCACACACACAGAGCCAGGAAGGCAUUUAAACAUUCAUUACAGUACGUUCAUUGGCCAGUGUUCAGUCAGACAGACAGACAACUAAACAAAAACAGUGAUGUGUUAAAGUUUCAACUUCAGCCACGUUCUUCCCCAGGCUGUCUGGGUGAGUGUCAGUCCCACACAUGGCUCGAGUCAUCCUCCUGGUCAUUAGUCUCAUUGGUCCUGGUCUAAAGGGUCUGCCUACCACUGUCAGUGUAAACCCACCCAUUCUGCCAUCACUACUUAAGUCAUAGCUUGUUUUCACUCAUUCUGAAAAUUCAUUCAGAUGAGGGCAUUAUUAUUAUCACUGCCCUUUAGUUUUGGUUUUACUCAGUUAUGUGUUUGUUUUUUAUAUACUGUAUAUGUGUUGACACCAUGGUUACCUUUUUGAACAUCUCUUCAGUGUACUAAGCUAUGUUUAUCGGCUGCUAUUCUUUUACCACUCCCCUGCAAACAUUCCUGCAUGUUGCCUGUCAGUAUGAUAGCAUGUUUUUUACUGGUUCUAUUCUAUUCUUUGACCCCUGGUCCUGUUUUUGUGUAGCCUGAGUCCCACAUCUGUUUGUGCUCUCUUGCCUGCUCCAUUGCUGUCAUUGUUAUGUGUGCAAGACCGCAAACAUAGAUCUGGGACUCAGGCUAGCUGUUGUGUUGGCCAAUAGACGCACAUUCUCUUGCGGUUCCAUUGGUAAUUGAGGUGUUGGUAUGUUCUCUCUCCUGUGGUUCAGUUAUGGAUAAGUCUGUGGACUGAUUCCAACUCUGGUGCGGUCCAGUCGUGGUCAGUCAGUCGUUCAGUGUGAGGGCGUGGCUGGUGGGUUGGGACUGCUAGUGCUCUGUCACUCCUCAGGGAGGUGUUAUACUACGGCAUGCAGAGGAGCGUUCCCCUGCAUCUUUAGCAGCUUGCACCCCACCAGCCACGGACAGGACAUUUAGACAUGACUUGUUAGAAGACGUGGAAGGAGAGAACACUACUAUGUAGUGCUGCACCCUCUACUGUAGCUCUUUACUAUGGAUGUCACUCCCCAGUGAUCCAACUAACCCUCACAACCACACCACUGCUGCUCCCUGGCUAGGAUACUUACUGCUGGAGAUGUAGUACUUACUACUGGGAAAGCCAAUCACCUCUAUGCCCACCAGAUCCUCCUCCCCUGUUCGGUUUCAUUACUAUGUUUCCUUCACCCGUCCAAGCCUGUUCACUAUAACCAGCUACUACAGUAGAGUCAGACAUGGGAGGUUUCUGGGUUGGACUGAUACUAGGUUCAGAUUCCAGUUCAGGGUUCAUUUAGUGAAGUAUCUAUUUGUUGUCCUUUGAUUUCCUUUCCUGGCCACACUACUAUGCUCUGUCUCUACAUUUCAGAUAUCCCAACUUCUGUCUGUAAAUAAUGUUUGUCCUGGGUAGAUCUACUUGUUUAAGAUGAAUGUUAUGUUUCUAAAAAUGAUUAUGUACUAAAAAGGACAAAAAGAAAAUUGAGGAUGUGACUGAUAUUUUAUUGGUCUUGUAUUAUUAGAAGUCAUAGAUAUUUUCUAUCAUUAUUAUUAAUUCCUAUACUUGUUUAAAAGUAGUUUAAAAAUCAUUGUACAUAAAAACCGUUCCACAAUGUUUCUUUCUACAGACAAAAGUUGUAAAAUACGUCACUUCUAAUAAAAACUGUAGGGAACUACA
This is a messenger RNA of Coregonus clupeaformis (lake whitefish), 10245 nucleotides long. RefSeq names its product neurogenic locus notch homolog protein 2-like. NCBI's taxonomy places the organism in Eukaryota, Metazoa, Chordata, Actinopteri, Salmoniformes, Salmonidae. Gene Ontology annotation, cellular component: membrane. Gene Ontology annotation, molecular function: calcium ion binding; signaling receptor activity; Notch binding. The record is from RefSeq and is a predicted model, not a curated record. Gene Ontology annotation, biological process: Notch signaling pathway; regulation of DNA-templated transcription; cell differentiation.